UCGUGUGCUUGUCUCUUUAAGGAACACUCCUGUUGCACGAGAGCCUGGUGUUUUUCCACUCUCUCCGUUAUUACAUGGACUCGAAUAUAAGACAGAAGUCGGAGGGAGAGGGCGUAAAGAUUAUUUCCCUCGCUUUGCAGCCUCAUCACAAGAAGACAAAAGAACAACAAACGGACUUGCGCUAUAAAUUGAAUUGUCAGUAUGGCACAGAAAGAAAAGUUGCAGUGUCUCAAAGAUUUCCAUAAGGACACGCUGAAGCCGUCUCCUGGUAAGAGUCCUGGCACGCGUCCCGAGGACGAGGCGGAGGGUAAAGCACCACAGCGGGAGAAAUGGGCCAGCAAGCUGGAUUUCGUUCUCUCCGUGGCUGGAGGUUUCGUCGGGUUAGGCAACGUUUGGCGUUUCCCGUACCUCUGCUAUAAGAAUGGCGGAGGUGCAUUUCUCAUCCCCUACUUCAUUUUUCUGUUUGGUGGAGGUUUGCCCGUCUUCUUUCUGGAGGUGGCACUCGGUCAGUUCACCUCUGAGGGAGGAAUCACCUGCUGGGGGAAACUCUGCCCUAUUUUCACUGGAAUCGGCUAUGCCUCGAUCGUGAUCGUGUCCCUGCUGAACAUCUACUACAUCGUGAUCCUGGCGUGGGGUCUGUAUUACCUGCUGCAGUGUUUCCAGCACGAGCUGCCCUGGGCUCGCUGCAGGCACAGCUGGAACACCGGGAACUGUGUGGAGGACACCGUCCGCAAGAACAAAACCCUCUGGCUCUCCACCAACGCAACCAACCUCACCAACCUCACCUCGCCGGUCACUGAAUUCUGGGAGAGGAACGUCCUCAGCAUCUCUUCUGGGAUCGACGAGGUCGGCGGUCUGAAGUGGGAGCUGGCGCUGUGUCUGCUUGCUGUCUGGAUCAUCUGCUUCUUCUGCAUCUGGAAAGGAGUCAAAUCCACUGGCAAGGUGGUCUAUUUCACAGCGACGUUUCCUUUCCUCAUGCUGAUUGUGCUGCUGGUUCGUGGUGUGACUCUGCCUGGCGCUGCCGAGGGCAUCAAGUUUUACCUUUACCCCAAUCUGACCCGCCUGAAAGAUCCUGAGGUGUGGAUUGAUGCAGGCACGCAGAUCUUUUUCUCUUAUGCUAUUUGUCUUGGUGCGAUGACAUCACUGGGAAGCUAUAAUAAGUACAAGUAUAACUGUUACAGGGACUGCAUGCUGCUCGGAUGCCUGAACAGCGGCACCAGUUUUGUGUCAGGCUUUGCCAUCUUCUCCGUCCUGGGGUUCAUGGCUCAGGAGCAGGGCGUGGCCAUCGCCGAUGUGGCCGAAUCAGGUCCUGGUCUGGCCUUCAUCGCGUAUCCAAAGGCCGUCACAAUGAUGCCCCUGCCGACGGUCUGGGCCAUACUUUUCUUCAUAAUGCUUCUGCUGCUGGGCCUAGACAGUCAGUUUGUAGAAGUGGAGGGUCAGAUCACCUCUCUGGUGGACCUGCACCCAUCCCUCCUAAGGAAGGGAUACCGGAGAGAGAUCUUCAUCGCUGUGAUCUGCCUCAUCAGUUACCUGCUGGGACUCACCAUGGUCACUAAAGGAGGCAUGUACGUCUUCCAGCUGUUUGACUACUACGCCGCCAGCGGUGUGUGCCUUCUCUGGGUUGCAUUCUUUGAAUGUGUUGCAGUAGCCUGGGUUUACGGGGCUGAUAAUUUCUAUGAUGCUAUAGAGGACAUGAUCGGCUACAGACCCAACAGCUGGAUGAAAUGGAGCUGGAUGCUGAUCACACCCGUCCUUUGUGUUGGAUGUUUUGUCUUUUCACUGGUGAAGUACAAGCCGCUCACCUAUAACAAGUUUUACAAGUAUCCGGAUUGGUCCAUUGGGUUGGGUUGGGCUCUUGCGCUGACUUCUAUGAUUUGCAUCCCGAUGAUGGUCGUCAUCAAAAUCAUCCGAUCAGACGGAUCCCUGAUAGAACGGAUCAAAGCUGUGGCGGCGCCAGUUAAAGGAGGCGCAAGCUCUCGUCCGAAGGAGUACAGCCAGAAGAACAGUGAGCUGCUUCACCCGCUGGACCCUAACGGCAUCCACGGCUUCACCAAACACAGCCACACCAUCGUAGAGACUACCAUGUGAGACUCUCUAAGAGAGAUUCCCAUAUUCUCCCGCUCCUGUCCUCUCCUAUGGGAGAUCCCGUUCUCCUGUUCCCUCUCUCAAGCUGCACUAGUGUGUUUCAAUGAAUUGUUCUUAUCAAUCGUUUUUGCAUUGUUGGACUUUUAUUAUGAUUGUAAUCAUUGCUAUUAGCAUUAAUGCUGAUAUUGUAAUAACCUGAUGUGAGCUUUAGCUGUCUGGGGUUUGUUUAAUCUGUUUAAACCACAUCCUAACCAGGAACAACACACGAUUUACCGCUCAUCGCAUUAUGAUUUCUUUUUUAGGAUUUUGAUCAUAAAGUGCCACAAUGAGACAUAUUGCCUUCUAUUUUGGUCCUGCCACUCUGAAUAGCCCUGCCAAUUAUAUAUAUAUAUAUAUAU
Molecule: messenger RNA, 2483 nt
Organism: Carassius gibelio (silver crucian carp)
Lineage: Eukaryota; Metazoa; Chordata; Actinopteri; Cypriniformes; Cyprinidae
Gene: slc6a6a
Product: solute carrier family 6 member 6a
Exons: 14
Coding region: 202-2088 (628 amino acids)
Biological process (GO): neurotransmitter transport; sodium ion transmembrane transport; taurine transmembrane transport
Cellular component (GO): plasma membrane
Molecular function (GO): taurine:sodium symporter activity
Source: RefSeq, a predicted model, not a curated record